Messenger RNA from Equus quagga, 4611 nucleotides. RefSeq names its product family with sequence similarity 168 member A (gene FAM168A). The coding region runs from base 500 to 1333 and encodes 277 amino acids. The transcript has 11 exons. Gene Ontology annotation, biological process: positive regulation of base-excision repair. The record is from RefSeq and is a predicted model, not a curated record. NCBI's taxonomy places the organism in Eukaryota, Metazoa, Chordata, Mammalia, Perissodactyla, Equidae.
UCCCUCACAAGGGGUCUUUGAGUCUACAAAAGCAGCCCGCGGAUGGUAGGCUUUAUUCCAUUGUCCGUGACCUCGGAGGGCGCGGCCCCUUCGCACUGGGCGUGAGGCCGGUGGCGCGGGCUGCGCGCGGGCCGGAGCAGGGCAUGCCGGGAGUUGUGGUCCCGGCGCACUGAGGCUGUGGGACGUGUCGCGGCGCCGCACCGGCUCCUCCUUCCCCGCCCUUCUCAGCGGUCCCCCGCCCCCUCCCUCCGCCUCCUCCUCCCUCGCCCGCAGCCGAGAGCCCCCUCCCCCACCCGUCGGGCUCCUCGGCGGCUACUGCAGAGGAUUCAGAGCCGACUCGCUGAGGAGGAGGCUCCCGGUCCCUGCGCGCCAUCCGCCACCUUACUGGACACGGGCGAGGGAGCGAGAGCGUCGCGUCUGUAGCCUCCAGAGAAGACAAGGGCAUCGUCGCCUCGGCCACCGCCGCCGCCGUUUUCGCCUGCAGCGGCUCGUCGUGGGCAUGGAUUGUAUCCGAUCAUCCUUUUAUUUUCAUGAACCCGUUUUUGGACCUUGCGUGGAACAGGCAUCAGAUCCGCAGUCUUCCACAAUGAACCCUGUUUACAGCCCCGUGCAGCCUGGGGCUCCUUAUGGCAACCCUAAAAACAUGGCCUAUACAGGUUACCCCACAGCCUACCCGGCAGCAGCCCCUGCCUACAAUCCCAGCCUGUACCCCACCAAUAGCCCCAGUUAUGCUCCAGAGUUUCAGUUCCUGCAUUCAGCUUAUGGAUACCAUGAAGCAACUCUGCUGAUGAAACAGGCCUGGCCACAGAACUCGUCUUCCUGUGGCACUGAAGGCACCUUCCACCUCCCAGUGGACACCGGGACCGAGAACCGAACUUACCAAGCAUCCUCUGCGGCUUUCAGAUAUACUGCGGGGACACCAUACAAGGUCCCGCCAACCCAGAGUAAUACUGCUCCGCCCCCCUACUCCCCAUCACCCAACCCCUAUCAGACGGCCAUGUAUCCAAUCAGAAGUGCCUACCCCCAGCAGAAUCUGUAUGCCCAGGGAGCCUACUAUACACAGCCGGUGUACGCUGCCCAACCCCACGUCAUCCACCACACCACGGUCGUCCAGCCCAACAGCAUUCCCUCUGCCAUCUACCCAGCGCCUGUCGCUGCCCCCAGGACCAACGGCGUGGCCAUGGGCAUGGUGGCUGGCACCACCAUGGCGAUGUCAGCAGGAACCCUGCUGACUGCACCCCAGCACACCGCGAUUGGGGCACACCCUGUCUCCAUGCCAACAUACAGGGCCCAAGGGACCCCUGCGUACAGCUACGUGCCCCCGCACUGGUAAAGCCUGCAGCCCAUGCAAAUCUGGAGUCACACAUUGUAUGCAACUACUCAAGUCUUACACAGGUGCUGGAGCAGUUCCCUAGCAGCACCACCUCUAUUUGCAAGAAGAGACAACGGAAGUGCAAGGGUCACUUUAUGCAUCUUAAUGGUUUUGGUUUUUAUUUUUGGUUUUUGUAAAAGCUGCUUUUUCUAAUCUCCUGCCUCUCCCCACUAUCACCCUCUUAGCCACUGCCCCUCUGGCUCGACCCCCUCCUCCUACCUGACCAGGCACAUCCUCUCUGCUCUUCCCAUCCCAAAGUACCCAGUCCCCGGGGAUCCCAGUCUAGUUGCAGGCAGAGAGUGGGGUUUAUUGCAGUGGUUCAGCUGAAGGCACAAUUUCCUUUGAAGAGCGUAACAGAUGUGGCCCUCGGGUCCAGGGUAGGAACUCAGAACUGUUGAGCAGGCCACAUCUCUGGGGGAUUGUUUCUUUUUUGAUUUUCUCAAGCACGAUUAGUUUAGGACAUUAUUGUGUCUUGACACAAACGAAAUGUCUUCUGAGAACCAUCGUAACAGACCAAGAACCAAACCCCCUGAUUAGGUAGGAGUGUUCAUAGCAGCUUAAUACCCCAGGUGAGAACCUGGGAAAACCAGAUUCUUUCUUUGGGAAAACUUGGGGGGGGGGAGGGAAGGAAGAGAGAAGAGGGGAGAGAGGUGCUUUCUUGCUGGCUUUGGUUUGUAAGGUCUCUGGCCAAACUGUCUGGGCCUGGACCCUCUGAUUUGCACGGUGAUGUUAACUGACCUGGCACUUCCUCAGAAGGUGAUUUUGACCUCAGACCUGCCAAGCAGCUGCAGGGUGGUGGGCUCCCAGCCUCCCAAAGCCUUGGAAGGCCAGGUGCCCUGUGUAAUCCAGACCUUGGCUUCUGAGCCCUCAUGGACGCACUCUGAUGAGGAGCUUCCUCCUGAUUAGAGUGGGAACCUAUAGUAUUCUCUCCCUUCCCUCUGCCCUUCGUAAUGCCAGGGCUCACCUGUCUGUCUGUGGGCAGGCAGGCAUGCCAAGCUCUUGGUUACCUUGUGCCAUUCAUGGCCAAAGUGAAGGAACCACAUUCCAGGUGGGUGCUGGCAGCUCGGAGGGUCAGGAUAGUGAAGGAAAAGCAAUAGCAAUAAACAUUUCAUAGCCUCAUGGAACUGAAGGGACCUUAGCAAUCAUCUCAUCCAUUCCCCUAUUUGACAGAUGAGGAAGCUGAGGCCCAGAGAACAGGAAAGGACUUCCCUAGACCUCGCAGUAAAUUAGCAUUAAAUGCAGCCUUCCUACCUAGGGGCAUGUUGCCCAAAAUUUACUGAGGAAUGGAUCAGAUGAAUCGGCUUAGUUUUGUAAAAAUUAAGUCAGCAGCGCCCCACCUGGUGAGCUCUGGGCUUUGGUUUCUGCUCUUUUCCUCCACUCACUUCAAAGGUGGGGGUUGAAGACUAGGCAGAGGUCACAUGGGGGCAGAUGGCAGAAACAGAAGUUUCAAAUGAAGAAAUAACAUUUGGAAAUUCUGUGAAGACAUCUGAAACUUUUGUCCUAUACCUGACUCCAGCCCUAGGAGAAGGAGCAGAUGGGCUGGCUAAAAAGGAGAGUCCAUGCUGUUAGGACAGCAGCCCCUCGUCUUGAGAGGAAAGGAGCAUGAGGAUGAGGCCCAGGAGACAUGGGCUCUCCUGGGAGAAGGAGGUCCCCUGGGUCAGGAGGCCCCCUAGUCUCAGCCAGGAGCUGGGUUGCCGAGCACUGCCCCCCUGGCCCCACCGCUUGGCUGGGCCAGCAGCCCCUCUGGGGGAUGCAGGAACAUUUACUGUACAAAAUGAGAUCAUUGAUAAUAUUUGGGACUUUUAAAUAACUCUUUUCAUUUUAAAUUCAUGCAAACAUACCCCUACCCCUACCUCCCAUGUCUCCCUAAAGGAGGAAAAAAUCAGGAAACCCUUGGGCCAGCAGGACCUGUCUGGCUGUUCCCAGGAGGUCAAAGACCAUCAGCAUCCUUGGCCCAGAGCUAGGACUUGGGGGCCCAUCUUCUUGGCCUUCCAGGGAACUGCAAGACCAGUAAGGAGAAACCCAGCUGUUCUGUGGUCUGCUCUGGGGUGCUGAAGAGGUUUUGUUUUAAAACAACAGAAAGUUUUCCAGUGUUAAUCCAUUUUGUCCAAAUACCUCCUCCUACUCUCUGGUUUUGUAAGAGUGAGUGAAGGUUGUUUUAGAUUAUGUCAUACAUGUUUGGAAAAUGCCAAAAUAAUAAUAAUGAUAAUAAUAAUUAUAUUAGGAAACCUUUGCAUUUGUCAGGUGCUUCAUAGAUUUCAGAGCACUUCACAGCCUUUAAUUUACUGGCUCUGAGAGAGAGACGGGGUCCGUGUUAUUACACCCAUUUGACAAGUGAGGAAAUCGGUUCUAGAAGGAAAGGGAACUUCCUCAGAGUGAGCACAAUGCUGGUAUCCCGACAGGCUUCCCUGAACUGUGCUACCUCCAGGUGGGCUAGGGUAGAACCAGAGAGGAGGGGAAAAGGAGGAGACCUAGGGAUGACCUUGUGACUGUUGUUCUUUCUACACCAGUAAGUAAAAACUAACAUUUAGUACCUCACAGUUCACGAAGCAAUUUCACAUCCAUCCCUGGUUUAACCUUGUGAGAUAGAUUGUUCCUCCCAUUUGAUCCAUGAAGAAACUGAGACUCAGUAAAGCAAAGUGACUUGCUCAUAAGUGGCUAAGCCACUUGAAUCCCAGUCUGUCUGCUCUCUCUUUCCCUCCAGUCUGACUCCACACACAGGCUCUUGGACUGAACCAUCUGUGCUCUGCACCCUCUCUUAGCCCUAGCAUGUCAUUCAAGAUCAAAGACAGGCCCCAAGGCAAAAACGAGGCACAGAGAGGCUGUGGUCUAGAAGAGCCCACGCCCAGCACCCUUUUUCAGUAGGAGCACCGGAGCCCCAGUUCAGCUGGCCUCAGCCUCUUGCUUUGAUGGACAUCCACAAGCCUGGCCAAGCUUGGGGAGUCGCUGCAAAGGGACUGAGCCCAGGAGAGCAGGGGCAGUGGUGUGCCUCUGGUGGGAUGAACAUACCUGGUAGGAUCACCGUGCCUGUAGGGAGGUACGAUAGGUAUCAUCCAAAGAUGCUAGAUGGCCCAGUGGUCAAGUUGGACGGAGGGUCAGAGCUGGAAGGGCCCUGUCAUUGUAGGAAGGCCAGCAAGCCAGAGAGGACAAGGAGUGUGCCAGCCAGACAUAGUGAGCUGCAGCGCUGGCACCAGCAUGCAAACUCCUCUCUCUACCCCACUCCACUGCCUCUCCCAGUA